Ornithodoros turicata is the source of this 639-nucleotide messenger RNA. RefSeq lists its product as uncharacterized. The coding region runs from base 1 to 639 and encodes 212 amino acids. The record is from RefSeq and is a predicted model, not a curated record. The transcript has a single exon. NCBI's taxonomy places the organism in Eukaryota, Metazoa, Arthropoda, Arachnida, Ixodida, Argasidae. Gene Ontology annotation, molecular function: nucleic acid binding.
AUGGGACAUCGCGGCUUCCUCAGUCCUGUGGUCAUUGAAAUUGUACAAGUAUGCAAGAAAGCAAGCGCACAGGGCCACUCUAUCGUCUUCCAGUGGAUCCCGGUUCAUGUGGGCAUCAGCGGAAACGAGGACGCAGAUCGAACAGCCGUAGGCGUGCACCAGUACACCCGCCGUGUCCCCAUCAUCUUGUCUCGGGGGGAUCGCCGUUACCUCGUCUCAAGCCUCACUAGCUCCACGAUGCAAUCUCAAUGGCAACGUGACAUCACCACCCACUCUCUGCUUUACUCCGUUGACCCCACAUUGUCCCUUACUCUCCCCCGCCGAAUACCGCGUUCCUUUAUCACAGUAUUCCACCGCAUGUGGCUUAAUGUGGCUUUUACACCGGCUUUCAAACACCUCCUCGGUGUCGGCGCGUCCAGCCUCUGUUCCACAUGUGGUGUCCGCGGUGACCUCCAUCACGUCCUCCUGGUCUGCGGACAGUACGAGCGCGAGCGCGCCCUCAUGGAAACUGCUCUCCAACGCGUCGAUCAACGCCAGUUCGACUUUCUUGGACCAUGGUCGGACCCCUCACAUCUGAUGCAAGGCCCACGAGCUGUUGCUGAGUUCCUCUCAAGCACUGGAUUAAUGGACGAACUCUAA